AUGGGAAUCAAAGGGCUUCACGGUCUACUGAAAUCUAUUCAAAAACCAUGCAACUUGAAGAAAUUUGACGGGCAAACACUAGGCGUGGAUGCCUAUGGAUGGCUCCACAGAGGUACCGCAGCUUGUGCCACGGAUCUGGCUCUGGAUAAGCCUACAACAAAGCAUGUCGAUUUUGUGCUCAACCGCGUUCGUAUGCUGCUGUUUUUCGGAGUUACGCCCUACCUAGUGUUUGACGGCGGCGACCUGCCUAGUAAAUCGGGAACGGAAGCGGACCGUUUCAGGAGGCGAGAGGAUGGUAAAAAGCUAGGGUUGGAAUUACAGAGCAAGGGCCGGAUGGCUGAGGCGUACCAGGAGUUUCAAAAAGCGGUGGAUGUCACACCCGAAAUGGCUCGGCAGCUCAUUGAAGAGCUGAAACGAAUGAAAAUUCAGUACAUAGUUGCUCCAUAUGAAGCAGAUGCGCAAUUGGUUUACUUGGAACAGAAGGGCAUCAUUAACGGCAUCAUCUCGGAAGAUUCCGAUUUGUUGGUUUUUGGUGCAAAACGACUUCUAUCCAAGCUGGAUCAACAUGGGGACUGCAUUGAAAUCAAUCGCGUUGAUUUCGCGGCCUGUCGGGACAUCAGUUUUAUUGGAUGGACUGAUGCUGAUUUUCGCCGAAUGUGUAUAUUGAGUGGUUGCGACUAUCUUCCCAAUAUUCCGAAGAUGGGACUCAAAACUGCGUACCGAAGCAUGCGAAAAUACAAGAACGUGGAGAGAGUUUUGAAAGUUCUUCAAUUUGAAGGACAUUUUCAGAUUCCUCCGAAAUACCUGGAUAAUUUCCGACAAGCAGAAAACACCUUUCUCUAUCAGCGUGUUUUUUGUCCCGCCGCCCAAAAGCUAGUCACCCUUACCCUUCCUGAGCCUAGUAUGGACCUUGAUGAGAUGCCCUAUAUUGGUGCUGACGUCGAGCCAGAGAUUGCCAUUGGCGUUGCACACGGUGAUCUACAUCCUGUGACAAAAGAGCCAAUCAAGCUGAACCUGUCUUUUGCGGCGAGGGCUAUGCCAAGCUUGAUGAGAAGACAAACUCUGGCAUCUGCUGCUGAACUCAAGCCCAACAAAUCAAUAGACUCUUUCUUUACACCCAAGCGGCUUCCUCUCGCUGAACUGGACCCUAACACUCUUACUCCAUCCCCUAGUCAGCAGCGCCUGCUUGAGCGGCAUGCCAACAAUUCCUGGCAACCCAGUCCUAUAUCGAACUCUUUCGGACUGACACGCUCUGCCUCUUCUGUCACCAUCAAUGGACGGAACGGCAAUCCUAGAACUGUCGAGCGAGAAUCAUUUCUUGCACGCGCUGCAAAAAUGUCCACCACACCUGCGGUGAAACGCCAACGACUCUGCUCUGAUAUAGAUGAUGGCGACGCACUUCCGACGCCGCCUGAGCAAGCAAGAAGUCGCUUUUUUACCAACUCCUCUACCGCAAAGUCCAGUCCCAGUGGCCAGACGCUUUCGCGAACAAAAAAGUCUCGAAGAUCUACUUUUGGAGUCUUCUCAGACGAAGUGGCCGAAGAUAUAAUGUGUCAGCUUUCUUCCCAAACGCCUGAGUCUGCGAGCUCAGUUGAAAGGGUAGAUAAAAAUAGCUUCCUAGAUUCAGCUUCGACACCUACAAAAAUUCAAACUUCCACUGUCGACAGCAGGGAAGAACCAACAGGCUCAGGUGUAGUAGAAACCGGCACUGAUGCAGAGGAGCACAAUGAAGUUGUGAACAGAAGCACCGACAGUAGCAAUCAGUCAGUGUGUAUCGAUACAGAUCCAGAGUUGUUUAACCAAGUGCUGGAGGUGCAUGUGCAGAAACAAAAUGCGGCUUUGCUCUCGAAAUUUGUGUUCGAAGGGCAUCCUGGAAAGCCAAGUGUUUCCUCGCCCACCGUUCCCAAGAAGCCAGCAACCACUCCAUUACAAAGUCGGCUAUCGACAAAAGUUUCUGGCAAGUCUGUCACCCAAGGCGGCUCACUUCGUCGGAGACUCACACCGCUUCAAAGAUUGGGACAAAGCGCAUUGUCAAAAUCGAGAUCUUUAGACAACUUUAUAACUCGACGAAUGCUGAUCAACGCCUCUGGGGACUCAGGCUACGAGUCAGACUUGGGAAGAGACAACACACAAGAUACCGAGCUAAAAGCAGGUUCUAGUCACCAAGGCAGUGAGGAUCAGAUCAUUCCUUGUAGCGACGAAGAGACAGAAGACUCGGUCAAUGAUGGUGGGGGACCGAAUGCACUUAACCUGAAGCGGUUUUCUUCUAAGCCAAAAUAG
Molecule: messenger RNA, 2280 nt
Organism: Talaromyces atroroseus
Lineage: Eukaryota; Fungi; Ascomycota; Eurotiomycetes; Eurotiales; Trichocomaceae
Exons: 3
Coding region: 1-2280 (759 amino acids)
Biological process (GO): DNA recombination; mismatch repair; DNA double-strand break processing
Cellular component (GO): nucleus
Molecular function (GO): 5'-3' DNA exonuclease activity; DNA binding; 5'-flap endonuclease activity
Source: RefSeq, a predicted model, not a curated record